Anguilla rostrata (American eel) is the source of this 7577-nucleotide messenger RNA. RefSeq names its product deltex 1, E3 ubiquitin ligase (gene dtx1). The record is from RefSeq and is a predicted model, not a curated record. The coding region runs from base 1281 to 3194 and encodes 637 amino acids. Gene Ontology annotation, biological process: Notch signaling pathway; protein ubiquitination. Gene Ontology annotation, cellular component: nucleoplasm. The transcript is spliced from 12 exons. NCBI's taxonomy places the organism in Eukaryota, Metazoa, Chordata, Actinopteri, Anguilliformes, Anguillidae. Gene Ontology annotation, molecular function: zinc ion binding; ubiquitin protein ligase activity.
GUGCAGCAAUUUCGCUUCGAAGUGAAGCAAUGAAAUGUGUUCGAGUUGCUGAUGUGCUCCUAAUAGUUGCAUUAAGCUUUUUAUAUGCGCCCAUUUUCCAGAUCGUUAUGAGGCUGUAAGAAAAAAGCAAACCCGGACUUGAAGUCCUUUGAUCCAUUAUCUAUUUAUCAAUUCCACAUCCACUGUUAUUGUUGAUGACUUUGUAUCCAGAACUGAUUCACAAUCAACAUGAAUGUACACACGCGCGCGCGCUGGAGAUAACUGCAGGUACAAAUAAUUAUAUAAAUGAACAACAAGCGAUUGACUCAUCAGAAAUGCAAGACACCUAGGUGAAUCCCGACCUUCGUGCGUAAAUUUUUAAGAACCUGUUUGGACGAAAUCGCUACAAUAUGGGCAGGCUAUCACACUGGAAGAACAGACGGGCGUUGAAUUAAAACGUACCAGCGAAUAAAAAACGACUAUGCCUAUUAUAUGCUGGAAAUAUUAUAACUGGGGCAUGUUUUUCUCUUUUCAUAUCUGGAUAGCAGAUUGCGAGGUCUGGUAAACACACAGAAGGUACGCGGGAGUAUGGCAAAUUCUUGGAAAUAACACGGGGGGCAGACCAAUUCCGGAUGCAAUCAAUCCACACAACUACCAUUUUCUUUUAUAUUUUAAAUAAGAUUGGAUGGAGGGGGCGAGAAGACAAGCUCGGGAUGUACUACAGUAGGAGAAGAGGAGCAAUUAUUUAGCCUCCUAUAAUUGUGGAAGGGUCAUCACUGUUCAAGCCGCCUGCAUAAGAAAUUCCCACCUUUACAUGGAGAGUGAAACCAACGUGCAUCGGGGAGUUUUCGUGUGGAGGAGGUGAAGGCUGGGCUUCUGCUUGGAGACAACCCCCAGCAGCUGAAGACCGCUGGGACAGUGUUCUUCGUCGCUAUCACCAGCAGCAGCGGGAGAAAGCACUUCAAAGUUCAGUCGGCCUCACCGUUAGCUAUGUUCCCUGGGCUGAGAGGCACUCACACUUUCAGACUUUGACGAACGUGUUAUUUUAGAUGCUGUGAUGCGUGUGUGUGUCAGAGGGCAGCGAUAACGGAAGCUAAGCACGGAGCGCCACUGGACUGGGAAUCCUCGGAUCCUGGAAUUUUGAACGGGAGACCCCAUCAAAGUGGUUGGAGGCUUUUCCAGGACCUGUUGUUUUCUGACCUUGCGCUGUUGGGGUAAUUCAAGGACAGUUUAUUUCCCCCCCCCCUCUCUGUGGAGUUUUUGGGCGUCUGCUCGUGGCGCGCGGCAGCGGUUCGGGGGACAUGAUGGCGAGGCCGGGCUCCGGCGUGAUGGUCUCGGUGAACGGGCUGGGGUACCCCCCGCAGAACCUGGCGCGGGUGGUGGUGUGGGAGUGGCUGAACGAGCACGGGCGCUGGCGGCCCUACAGUGCCGCCGUGUGCCACCACAUCGAGAACGUGCUGAAGGGCGACGCGCGUGGCACGGUGGUGCUGGGACAGGUCGACGCCCAGCUGGCCCCUUACAUCAUCGACCUGCAGUCCAUGCAUCAGUUCCGCCAGGACACAGGCACCAUGCGGCCGGUGCAGCGGAACUUCUACGAGCCGUCGUCGGCCCCGGGAAAGGGCGUGGUCUGGGAGUGGGAGAACGACAACGGCUCCUGGACGCCCUACGACAUGGAGAUCUGCGUGACCAUCCAGAACGCGUACGAGAAACAGCACCCGUGGCUGGACCUGACCUCCCUGGGCUUCUGCUACCUCAUCGACUUCAACGGCAUGGCGCAGACCAACCGGCAGAGCCAGCGCAAGCGGCGGCUGCGGCGGCGCAUGGACCUGGCCUACCCGCUCAUCAUGGGCUCCAUCCCCAAGUCGCAGUCCUGGCCGGUGGGCGCCAGCUCGGGGCAGCCCUGCUCCUGCCAGCAGUGCAUCCUGGUCAACAGCACCCGCGCCGCCUCCAACGCCAUCCUGGCCUCGCAGCGCCGCAAGGUGUACGGGGGGGCGGCGGGGGCGCCGGCGGGCACCCUCACCAUGGUGCGGCAGAGCAACACCUUCGCCGGCGCCUCCCUCUGGUCGCCGGGCUCCGGUGCCGGCGGCAACAACAACAACAUCGGCGCCGGGGGCGGGCACGGCAAAGCGGAGCAGGUGGGGCCGACGCAGGGCGGGGGCAGCUUUGCCCGCUCCCCGGCCCUGCCCGCCAUGCCGUCCACCCACGCCCUCACCAUUAACGGACAGAACAACCUGAACCGGCCCGGCACGCAGCGCGUCUCCAUGGGAACUGCCAGGGGCGCCAUCCCUCCUGGUGUUCCUGCUCUCCCAGUGAAGAACCUGACCGGCUCUGGACCAGUUCACCCAGCACUGGCAGGCAUGACCGGCAUCCUGAUGUGUGCGGCGGGGCUGCCGGUGUGUCUGACCCGCGCGCCGAAGCCCAUCCUGCACCCGCCGCCCAUCAACAAGAGCGACAUGAAGCCCGUCCCCGGCGUCAACGGCAUCCGCCGCAAGACCAAGAAGAAGCACCUGAGGAGAGGGAAGAACCCAGAGGACGUGGUUCGGAGAUACACCGAGAAAAUCAAAGUGGUUCCAGAUGAGGACUGCACCAUCUGCAUGGAGAGGCUGGUGACCUCAUCGGGCUACGAGGGGGUCCUCAGCCACAAGGGCAUUAAGCCAGAGCUGGUGGGCAAGCUGGGCAAGUGCGGGCACAUGUACCACCUGCUCUGCCUGGUGGCCAUGUACAACAACGGGAACAAGGACGGCAGCCUGCAGUGCCCCACCUGUAAAGCCAUCUACGGGGAGAAGACGGGCACCCAGCCCCCGGGGAAGAUGGAGUACCACGUCAUCCCCCACUGCCUCCCCGGCUACCCGGAGUCCAAGACCAUCCGCAUCGUCUACGACAUUCCCGCUGGAAUCCAGACCACAGAACACCCAAACCCAGGGAAGAAGUUUAGUGCCAGAGGUUUCCCGAGACACUGCUAUCUCCCUGACAACGAGAAGGGCAGGAAGGUCCUCAAGCUCCUCAUCAUGGCCUGGGACCGGCGCCUGAUCUUCACCAUCGGCACGUCCAGCACCACGGGCGAGUCGGACACGGUGGUGUGGAACGAGAUCCACCACAAGACCGAGUUCGGCUCCAACCUGACGGGACAUGGCUACCCCGACCCCAACUACCUGGACAAUGUGCUGACGGAGCUGUCGGCCCAGGGGGUGGGGGAGGACAACCUGAAAGACUGAGAGGCUGGAGCAGGGCUGCCAGAGACACCACGCCACCGCCCUCUUCCCCCGUGGCGGGGGGGAGGGAGGGAGGGGUCUUCGGUCGGAAAGAAGGAAAUGAAUCGCUGAACAUUGUCCUUUUAUUCCCCACCCCCCAAAAAGCAAAUAGUCUUCAAUGGACAUGCGUACAACAGAGUGAAAGAAAUGUACGAAACAGAACAUGUUCAAUCUUUUUUAGCGUCUGGCUAAAAUAAUGCUUAAGAAGGGGUGUGUGAUGUAUAUGUGGAUGUAUAUAUAUAUAUAUGUAUAUGUAUAUAUAUAUAUAUAUAUGCACACAAACAUAUUUCCUAUGUAAUUUCCUAUAAUCCUAUGUAUUUUUCUCUCUCUUUCCAUGCCUUUGGCCUUGGGCAUGCGUAAUCUUGCCAAAUUUGAAAACUGAAGGGGUUAAAGAAAUGAAAGCGGAGACAACAAGCCGAAUAAUAAGUUGCUGGCCGAUGUUAGCAGGGGCUGUUGUGUGGGUUGCUGCGGUGUGCUGAUUGGCUGGCAGUGAUCAGAGGGGCGGGGACAGAAGCCUGUGUGUUUCUGGACUGCAGUGAUUGCCUGGAACAUUUAAGAGUGUUCUAGAGCAACAGGGGAAGUCACUGGUUGAUGGACACACCUGUAUUUUUUUUGGAAGGAAAUGUACUUUGAUGCCCCAUAAUUUCUGCAUCUUGAAUACUGACAUUGUGUCGGUAGUACGACUGGCUUGCACUUGUAAACUCAAGUCAGGUUCCGUUUGUCCUAGUUUCGAGAAAAUGUAUGUGUUAAUUAUUAGCGAAAUCCCCUUGUUGUUGGUCUUGUGAAGCAUCAAAAAUGGGAAGUUUUUCAACAUCCAGUUGCUUCUCGUUGAAUGGAAUUAUUUUCAGUUUGAAAAGUUGGACCAGCAAGCUGAAGGACUGGCCACAGCAUCUUUGUGUACCAGGAUCUUGAGACCACAAGUCACUGAGGCUAAAUGCGGUGUAAUAUGUCAAUCAUGCUGAAGUUGCACAAUUCAAACACACAUAGAAAAACCAACAUAUUUAAUGCAAGUAUGAAACCUUAACUCCCAUUUAAUCAUAACAUUAUUGUAUCCUUAUUUUAUUUUAUUUUUUUUGCCUGGGAUUGUUUGGUAUGGAAAUGCUGAAGGGAAAAAUGGCAUGUAGAAUGAAGUUAUUCCUGAUAUGCGCAGUUGAGUCCGUAGAUGUGUAUGUUGACUGCAGUGGCCAGCUUACUGUUUCUCAAGUAUGAGAGCAAACUAUCCGGACUGCAAUAGAAAUGAGCCAGCACCACGUGCAGCAGUGGCAGCGAGGAAAACAUGAGUCUCGCAUCUGAACUGAGAGAGAGAGGGAUGUCACGUCGCUUAGCCUUGGUGGACCUCACAGUGCAGAUUCAAAUUUUCUCAAAUUGGAUCGGUGUUUUCUGCCAUCACAGUUUGUCAUCAGGUAAGCAAUUUACGUAUCUCAGACCUCUUUUUGAAAAAAGGGGCCCAGCCUUCGCUGAUGUCUCCCCAAGGUUAAACUCAUUUGCUCUGGCAGGGGGGUGACAGCGAGCUUCCGAGAAUAAGUCAUGCUUAUUACGUGCGCCCAUCGAGGAAAGGCGACCGUUGGCGCGAUCAAUCACGGUCAGGCUGCGCGCACGCUGGCCGACCGUUAAUGAGAUCUCCCGCUCAGUCCUUGACCAGAAGCUGAACGUGUUUUCACAGCCUCGGCGAGAGACUUUCUCUCAGCGGGCAUUCAUCACCGCCGGGCGGAUCUGUCUGAUGUGCGGUCCCUGCGGGUCUUCUGGCUACAGCAGAGGACGCGCCUGUAAUCGCACUGAAGGCUGUAAUGCCCCAUCAUGCUGACGUGGCAGGGGGAAUUUUAGCUUCCUUCAGCUGGGUAAGGCAAACACUUUGAGGGAACCUUUGUUUCCGUGUUUCUGUCCAGCAGCUCCGGGGACCCUCUGACGUAACGCAGCCCCUCGUGCCAUUUCUCUUUGCCAGGAAGGAGCUGUCCUGCACCGACACAAUGCGUUCUCUCAGGAGGACAACUCCAGAAAUAUUUCAUCGGUUUUAAAUGACCGAAAAUGUUUUUUUGAAUCCAAAAGUGAUUAACGGUGAAAUUGAUGGCAUGUUACCCUUGUUGUCAGCAAGACUUGUCGGUUGAAUCCUUUAAAGGCUUUUGAAUAUUGGACCUGGUCGUUGUCUUCCUUAGCACUUUGAGGCACCGUCAUUAUUUUAUCCCUCCUUUCAUAUAUUAGGUUGUCUUGAGACUUCUGGUAACUUAGCGUUUUAUUUGAAUGUUUAUUAAGUGUCUUGUAUUGCUUAUAAGCAUACUUUUACAUAACGUGUGUUCUACAUUUAAGCUAAGUUCAACGUCUUUGAGAGAAUUUGUGAGGUUAAUUUAUUUUUUAUACUCUUCUGUAUGAUGAAAAACAUUAUAUACAUAAAUAUAUAUUAUACAUACAUUUUUUUAAAGAACUGGCAAAGGAUUUGUCAGACUGUCAGGGACUGUUACAAUUAUGUAUGAACUUGUGUUGAAACGUUGUAAUGUCUUAUAUUACCACAAUAGUUUUAGAUUUUGCGCAUUUGCUGCUGUGGUUACUGUAAUGUAGUAGAUUCUCUGUAGAUGACUCCCUUGAGGUAAACUCAAUAAGUAGAUCUCUCUCUAAUACACAUAUAUGAGGGGUGUACCUGCAUGGAAAAGUUGGCCAACCCUUCAGAAUUUUACCUUUGAAACUGUGGAGAAGUUAGGAGAGUUCAUGUCCCACCUCAUGCAUAUCUUCAGCCUUUCCCACAGGCAAAUUCUUCUAUUGUGCCAUUUUGUUUGUUCUAAAUUUAUUUUCUUAUUUGCUUAAUUGAAUUGGGAGGCUUUGCUAAGAGGGAAAAACAUAUCCAAACCAUAUCAGGGAUUCAUAUAGGGUGAGUUAUUUCAAUUUCUUUCUUUUUUUUUUGGUUGGUGGGUUUGGACAGGCUGAUCAACUGAGAAGCACCACCUUGUUCUCACCGUUUUUAUCCCCUGUACACAUCCCCUAACCUUACGACAGGCCACGCGUUUACUUCUCCACAGAGCACGUCUCCUGCAGGUGUCCUUAGGUAGCGGACGCAGGGAUGCACGCGUGCUCUUCGCAGCUCGACAGAAAGUUCAGUCCCCCCUGCGCGGGACGGCGCACGUUGACAGUGUGCAGGGACUGGGGGGGCGGGGUGCACAGGCCAGGGUGCGGAUUUCAGAGCGUCUGUGCAGAAGAGGAAAAAGGGCCUCUUCUGAAAUCUGAAAAGAGGUAGGGGGACGUGGUCGUAGGCCGUGCUUGCAUGGUUUAGGUAUUGGAGUGUCGCCAUCCCGCUCUCACAUUUCCGCAUUUCCAGCCUUAACAAAGCCAGGGACAUUUUGUUAUUUAAUAUUUCCACAUUCUUCUCGAAACAUCGUUCAGCGAUAAAUACUUAUCCGUUUUAUACAAGUAUAUUCAUUGAUUUUAUCAUGAACAUUCCAUAUAUUUGCAAUAUAUUUUAAGUAAAUGUGUCACCUCGCUUUAUUGCUCUGACGGAGGUGGGGGGGUCGGGAGAAUGGACGUUUGAUCCCUGAACGAAUCUCUAUUGUUUGUUUAUCCCCACCGAGCUCUGUAUUUACGUGCUUUUUUUCCAAUAUGUCAUCUUGUACGCUCAGGAGCAAAGUUGGGAGUGCGAGUGUGCGCGCGUGCGUGAGCUUAAUAUGAACCCGCGGGAUGUGAGAUACUCAGUUGCAUAUUUGCGACGGAGACAGAAAUCUUUUUUUCGUAUUGAGGAUGCAUGUUAUCCAUAUUGUGUGAAAAGCAGGCGGACAUCCCUUAGCGUUUAAAAAAAUGGAGUCGUGAUUAUUAGUAAGCUGUAAUGGUGAUGAUGGUGAUGUGUCAGUGAUCUUGGGGAAUGCCGUGGGUUGUGUAACAGCUGUGGCCCUGUCCAGUGUGGGUCUGUGAGAUAUCUCUUGAGAAGCGGCCAGCGGGGAGAGUUUUUUUUUUGCGUUUCUCUCUCAUCUGUUGUGUGUCCCCACGCACAGGUUUUUUAAAAAAUCAUUUAUUUUGGGACUCUGCAUCGGACGUGCCCACUCUUCUCAUGGACGUGAUGUGAGAGCCGUGCAGCCAUUUUCAGUCUCCAUCUCUGUUCAUGGUGACUAAGUAUAGUAGUUAAUAGUAGUUAAUAGUUUAUAUGAGGAAAACCUUAUAUAAAAAGGCAAUGGACCGUUUAAAAAUAUGUACUAAUUAAAUAUACCGUCAAAAGAGGAAAAAAAUACGAGCAAGAUUUAGAAACAUUGUUUCACACGAUAAAGGGCUUCUUAUUCUACUGGUCUUUAUUGAAUCCUGAUGACCUUGUUGCAUGUUUGUGUGUUUCUCGUGCAAUAAAUGUUCCCUUGUCAAAGGGGUUGUUUGACCGCU